Nylanderia fulva is the source of this 2644-nucleotide messenger RNA. The record is from RefSeq and is a predicted model, not a curated record. Lineage: Eukaryota; Metazoa; Arthropoda; Insecta; Hymenoptera; Formicidae.
CUCCUCUUGUGAUUUAGGACGGUUAGGACUUUGGGACAAAUGUUGAAUUAUCGCACGCUUCUAUCACGUUUAAUUCAGCGGCAACGCAGCUUCAAACAGAUUCACCUUGAACUCUGAAGCAGCAGACGAAUCGAUCGCAUUUGUGUUUAUUUCUGCACGCCAUUCAUUUCUUGGUGGGGACUGGUUGUGCAGGGCGUUAGCACUUCCUCAUGGACUUCACCAUGGCGACGGCGACGCCGGGCCAGGUUGCAUUGAUUCUCCUGGGCAAGUCGGCAGGUAGUAAUGGCCGUCGAAGUGGCCAGUACGCUAUUAUUGUCUUCGAUGCUCGGAUCCUCUCGAUAUUCUGGUCGCCAAUCCUCUGCCUUCAGGAUCGAAUUGGAGUCGCGUUCAGCUGAUGAUUCGAAUGAUAAUUAAGAAAGUAAACCAUGUCGGAGCAUAGAGGCACGUCCUUCUUCCACUCGUGCGUAAAGGUGCCGGUGGAUCCUUGCAGCAGGCAACCAAUUCCUUCAUAUGAACGUCCACGACUGUCGUCGGCGAGGAGUCGAAGAUCGGAGAAGGUAAAAAAGAUCAAUUUUGCGGAGAGUCAACCGACCGCCGAGGACUCGGAAUCGUCAUGCGACACCCUGGAGAACUUUCUGGAGUUUAUGAAGAGCAUACCGGACUAUGGGCAGGUACACCACCUGUCGAACGAGCAGUUCAAGCAGAGGGUUGAGUAUCUGCGGAGGAAGCAACGGCUGCUUCUUCAGAAUUUGAGAAAUUCAAUGGACGAUUUGGCGGAAAAGCCAUCGUCGCUAUUGUCGACUACGAGAAACGAGAACUCGAAGUCGAAGGACGUGAAGCCGGACAUCGUCAACGAACUCAAGUUGAAUGGCAAAUGCUAUUUUGAAGAGUCCAGGACCAGCAGUCCGAUACUUUUUCCAUCCGGCACUUUCGCCGGGCUUGCCGAGGAUCAAGAUCUGCUAACAUACAGAUGCAGGGACAAAGACAAGGAGACGAAAACGAUGCGUAACAAAGAAAUACUCGCGGCUAAUAAGAGUUGGAGUACUUGGAGCGGAUCAAAGAGUGACGACAGCGUAGACAGCGAUGGCGAAGACAGCAUCGAGACGAAGAGCUUGCCGCCUAAUAGUUCAAAAGAGUGGCACCCUACGGUGCCGAAACCAUUUAGUUUUACCCUGAGAGAAGAAGCGGAAAAGUUUAUGACGGAAAUGGAAGCGACCGACCGCAUGAAUCAGGAUGAUACGAAGAAAAGUCCUUCGAAGAAACGACGAAUCAGACCGAUUCCUAUUACGUCUAAAAUACCACUUUAUGACAAACUGAUGGCCGAGAAAGAGGAAAGGAGUCGCAUUGUGCGCGAGGAGAGCGCCCUGAAUCUGUUGUCGCAGGUACGACCUUUCAAGCUGGAGUGCGAUCGUCGUGCCUGGCGAUCCCUGGCGAGGUCCAGUCCCGAGCUCCGCUCGAGCAAAAGCAGUUCUUCGCGCUUCAAGGCCAAACCAGUGCCGAGAAACUUGUUCGGCACCGAGGUUUACGAUCGCAUGCUCGAGGACGAGUAUUACAGACAGCUGAAGAAGAGGGUGAGGGCUGCCGAACUGCUGAAGUCCUCUUCCUUGCCGCCGUCGAUGGCGAGACGCGAGCGCGUUAAAUCCGUGUGUGCAUCCUUGCAGGACAUAUCAUCCACCAAGGACGACGAUGACUCUGUCAUUCCGACGACGACGCCAUCGGACAGAACCAGAUCCGCGAUGACGUCUAUAAUGUCCUCGCGCGGAAACAACCUGGCCGCGAUCCUGAGAUGUCAGGCUUCACGAGAGAAACUGGAGCACGAGAUACGGGAACGAAUGGAGGAGAAACGGCGGGAGCAGAUACUGAAGUUCCGGGAGGCGCUGAUCGGUCGGAAACCCGCUUGGAGAGCCUUGAGAUCAGCCGCGAGGGACCUGAAUAUACGGACGUCUCUUCGUCGCGAUGAGGCGCGGGAGCAGGCCGAACGUCAUCGUCUGCAGAUGGAAAUGAUGCUGGACCGCGUGACGCAAAUACCGACCCUGUUUGAACGGCAUUCUCAGAGCUUCCAGUCACUUGCGAUGACACAGCAAUCGGAAACUUUUCCACAGAGCAUCAAUGUUCGCAAGAAGAAGAAGAAGAAAAAGCAGCAACAGCCGCUGAAGAGGCCCACGUCGAGCAGUCUAGAUUCGUACAUGAGUUUUGUCAGCAACUACAGACCGAAUUCAGGAUCAUUGACCAGCUCUUCCGGAACUCUAAUUUCUUCGAGCCAAUCGUCGCGCGAUUCCUCUGAUAAGUCAGCGGCUAAGUCAGAGAACUCGAAGAGGAAGGUCGAUCGUGGUCCGCUGAAGGUGUCGAUCAACGAAACGGCAGAACUGAUCGAGGAUCGUAACGAGAAGUUGACGAGCAGCGACGAACGAUCUCGUAGUGAAGAACACGAGGAUGCGUUGUAAAACGACAACACGCAACGUCAUCGUCGAACAGUGAAUCAAAUUGAUAUCUUUAAUUCUUCUACAGGUAUUCUGAGAAUUUCAGAUUUAUAUACAUUUGCUCGAUUAUGAUAUAUACAGUUGAUAAUAUAUAAACAUUAUAUGAUAAAAUUAUAUCUUUAAAUUGGAAAUUCAAAGCUUAAAAUUAACAGAGGAAGAUAAUU